AUGAAGCUCUCCAUCUUCAAGUCACUGUCAUUAUUGGCAGCAUGUGGGGUUUUCCUACCAACUUUUGUGGUGGGGCAUCAGCAUGAUGAAAUUGCACAGCAACAUUUGAAUGUAGAGAGAUUGGGACUUGGAAAGGUCGAUGGAAGUGUGAGUAAGGAAGAAAAGCAAGAAUUGGAGAGACUUUGGGGGUUUGAGUGGUCUUUCUCAGGAAUUUCGACAUUUGCCCAUCUUGAAUACAAGAAAUGCCUCACUACCCCCGAGGAACUUUUCGAUAUAGGGAUUCUAGGUGUUCCAUUCGACACGGCAGUCAGCUAUCGGCCAGGGGCAAGAUUCGGACCCAAAGCUAUUCGAGCCGCUAGUGCUAGACAAACUAGCUUUAGAGGAUUUAAUACGAGAGCUGGAAUAAAUCCAUACACAUCGUUUGCUCGCAUUCUUGAUUGCGGAGAUAUCCCAGUAACUCCCUUGGAUAAUGCCGUGGCAUUAGAUCAAAUGACGGCAGCUUAUACCGAACUACUAAACCGGAAGCCCUCCUCAUCAUCACUUACCCAUCCAAAGAUUAUUUCCCUAGGGGGUGACCAUAGUCUAGCACUGGCAGCUCUUCGGGCUCUUCGUCAGGUCUACAAGCAACCAAUCGCCGUCCUUCACUUUGAUGCUCAUCUUGAUACAUGGCACCCAGCUAAAUAUCCAGAUCCAUGGGCAAGUAUGCAAGCGCAAUUCAACCAUGGGAGCAUGUUCUGGCUCGCUUCAAAUGAAGGAUUAAUCAUGAACGGUAGUAGUGUCCAUGCGGGAUUGAGAACACGACUAAGUGGUGAUAAUUACGCGGAUUAUAAGGAUGAUGAUAGACAAGGCUUUUUAAGAAUCUCCGCGGAUGAUAUUGAUGAUCUUAGACCUCAAGGCGUGGUAAAGAAAAUUAUGGAGAGAAUUGGAACGGAAGUUCCGGUUUAUCUUAGUAUUGAUAUUGACGUUUUGGAUCCCGGCGUAGCACCAGGAACAGGCACGCCUGAACCUGGUGGAUGGACGAUGAGGGAGCUGAUUAGAAUAUUAAGGGGAAUAGAGGGAUUGAAUGUCGUGGGUGCGGAUGUCGUGGAGGUUAGUCCGAGCUAUGAUGGAGCAGGGGAAGAAACGGCACUCAGUGGUGCGCAGGUGGUUUUCGAAAUGUUGACGAGUGUUGUCAAGAGAGGACUGAGGGAUAUGGGAAAGGUUACAGAAGUCAAAGAAAGUAGGAAGAAGGAGGAGCUAUAA
Botrytis porri is the source of this 1242-nucleotide messenger RNA. RefSeq lists its product as uncharacterized. Gene Ontology annotation, molecular function: metal ion binding; agmatinase activity. Lineage: Eukaryota; Fungi; Ascomycota; Leotiomycetes; Helotiales; Sclerotiniaceae. The record is from RefSeq and is a predicted model, not a curated record. The coding region runs from base 1 to 1242 and encodes 413 amino acids. The transcript has 4 exons.